UUCCUUUUCUGCGGAGGCCCCCCCAAAAUGAGGUCACGGGCGGCCCGAUCGGGCAGUGCACCGUCUGACUGCUCAAGUGACAUGGCGGUCCCACCAUUGAUGAGGAUAUAUGAAGGCUACCUGUGGUGCCUUUCCUUCGCAGAUCGUCGAACGGAGAAAUGGUUCCUGGCCCAGUCUCCGCUCCCAGUACUAGCCAUUAUUGCAGUAUACCUCGCUAUUGUGUUCUGGGGUCCCCGUGUCAUGUCCAAGAGACAGCCAUUCCAGCUCCGACCUGUGCUUAUCAUCUACAAUUUCUCCGUGGCCUCACUUAACCUGUACAUCGCUCUUGAGAUACUUUAUUGCAUCACUAAACGACGGUACAGCUGGCUCUGCCAAUUGGUUGACUACAGUGACAACGAAUAUGAAGUGCGGAUCGCGAGGGCCUUAUGGUGGUACUACAUGAGUAAACUCAUCGAGAUGCUGGACACGGUGUUUUUUGUCCUACGGAAAAAGGACAAUCAACUCACCUACUUGCACAUCUAUCAUCACUCAACCAUGUUCUUUUUCUGGUGGAUCGGCGUCAAAUGGGUGGCUGGAGGAUCGGCUGCCCCCGGUCCGAGUAUCAACUGCCUAGUCCAUGUGCUGAUGUACUCCUAUUACGGUCUCACCGCCCUCGGUCCGAAGAUACAGCGUUACCUCUGGUGGAAGAAGUACCUGACACUCAUUCAACUGGUGCAAUUUUCGGCCGGCUUGGGCUUCGGACUGAAUGGAAUCCUGAGCGGUUGCAAGUUCACCCGGUGGAUGCAAUAUGCCUUCGUCACAUAUGCCUUUUCUUUCCUCCUUCUGUUCGGCAACUUUUACAUUUACGCGUACAGGAGUAGGAACAAGGCGAGGUCUUAUCAGCUUGAGAAGUGCGGCCAACUUUCCCAAGAGGACAGCGACGCCAUAAACAAGCGUUACGCAUUGCCUGCACUUAGUACCAUGUGCUUCCCGGAGCCCACCAAGAAGGACUAAAACAUGCAUGCCGACAAAGAAAGAAAGUCUUCCAACAACUUUGUGUUCCAACAACACGAAACUAUGUAACUUAUCAAGUAAAUCCUAAAAUGACAAA
This is a messenger RNA of Ornithodoros turicata, 1090 nucleotides long. RefSeq names its product very long chain fatty acid elongase 4-like. The record is from RefSeq and is a predicted model, not a curated record. The transcript is spliced from 9 exons. Bases 28 to 993 code for a protein of 321 amino acids. Gene Ontology annotation, molecular function: fatty acid elongase activity. Gene Ontology annotation, cellular component: endoplasmic reticulum membrane. Gene Ontology annotation, biological process: fatty acid elongation, saturated fatty acid; very long-chain fatty acid biosynthetic process; fatty acid elongation, monounsaturated fatty acid. Lineage: Eukaryota; Metazoa; Arthropoda; Arachnida; Ixodida; Argasidae.